This is a messenger RNA of Coffea arabica (coffee), 387 nucleotides long. The record is from RefSeq and is a predicted model, not a curated record. NCBI's taxonomy places the organism in Eukaryota, Viridiplantae, Streptophyta, Magnoliopsida, Gentianales, Rubiaceae.
AUGGAUACUCAUAUCCAACACUUGAAGGCUGAAUUUGAGGUUCUGAGGAACCAUCAACUUUAUGUGAAGAGAUCUAAGUGUGCAUUUGCUCAGAAGAAGGUUGAUUACUUAGGGCAUACUAUCACAGAUAAGGGUGUUAGCAUGGACUAUUCAAAAAUCAGUAACAUUCUACAGUGGCCUGUACCUCAGUCAGUAAAGGAGUUGAAGGGUUUCUUUGGGCUUACAGGAUACUAUAGGAGAUUUAUCAAACACGAAGGACAACUUCAAAUGGAGCAAUCAAGCUCAAGAUUCAUUGAACACUUAAAGAGAUUGAUGUGCUCAGUUUCAGUUCUCCAGUUACUAGAUUUUAAAAAACUUUUUGUUAUGGAGACAGAUGCUAGUGGGUGA